AUGUUGAAUGACACAUGGACGCAUACAAUAUCCCAAAUCCUGGGCUGGACUUAUUUCAUCCUGUGGUCGCUGUCCUUCUACCCGCAAGUCCUGCACAAUCAUCGCCGCCGCUCAACGGACGGGUUCUCUGUCGACUUUGCGGUACUUAACAUCCUCGGGUUGACCGCAUACACUGUCUUUAAUGCGUGCUUCCUCUUUUCGCCGGUUGUGCGAGCCCAGUAUGCUCAAAGGCAUCCCGAGGGCGCCAAACCGACCAUCCAAUGGAACGAUUUCGUCUACGCCCUGCAUGGUGCCCUGGUCUGUUGUUUGAUUGGCAGCCACUUCUUCUGUGCGAGCUUCUGGAACUUUCGAUCCAAGACACAACGAGUGAGUACAACGGCCCUCGUGGCCAUUGGGGGCUGCAUAGGGGUGGUGGCCUUGGCCAUCCUGUACGUUUGGGUCUCGGCGUCGUGGGAAUGGAUUGACGUGGUAUAUGUGGUCGGCAUGAUCAAAGUCUUCCUAACAGCCGUCAAGUACACUCCCCAGGCCGUCAUGAACUAUUUACGCCAGUCCACCGCAGGGUUUUCCAUUUUCGCGGUUCUGCUCGAUCUCACAGGCGCUUUGCUGUCGUUGAUACAGCUGGUACUGGACUCUACGUUGCAGCCGGACUGGUCGGGAACUACGGGGAAUAUCGCCAAACUUUCAUUGGGAAAUCUGACCCUCGUAUUCGAUCUCAUCUUUAUCUUCCAGCACUUUGUGUUGUAUCGGGAACAACCGGCGGAGACGAAGCCAGGGCCCUCAGAGAAUGAUCCUCUCCUGCAUAGUAGUAAUGAGCCGUAG
Penicillium waksmanii is the source of this 819-nucleotide messenger RNA. RefSeq names its product putative L-cystine transporter. The record is from RefSeq and is a predicted model, not a curated record. Lineage: Eukaryota; Fungi; Ascomycota; Eurotiomycetes; Eurotiales; Aspergillaceae. Bases 1 to 819 code for a protein of 272 amino acids. Gene Ontology annotation, molecular function: L-cystine transmembrane transporter activity. The transcript is spliced from 2 exons. Gene Ontology annotation, cellular component: vacuolar membrane; fungal-type vacuole. Gene Ontology annotation, biological process: L-cystine transport.